This is a messenger RNA of Helobdella robusta, 2151 nucleotides long. RefSeq lists its product as hypothetical. The record is from RefSeq and is a predicted model, not a curated record. Gene Ontology annotation, molecular function: DNA binding; RNA polymerase II C-terminal domain phosphoserine binding. The coding region runs from base 154 to 2151 and encodes 665 amino acids. The transcript has 13 exons. Gene Ontology annotation, cellular component: Cdc73/Paf1 complex. Lineage: Eukaryota; Metazoa; Annelida; Clitellata; Rhynchobdellida; Glossiphoniidae.
CUUAACUUGGGCUAUUGUAAAUUUGAUUUAUUUACUUCACUGUUUUGUAUGAAAAUAUUCUACUAAUUAGUCUGAUUUAACUAAAUAACAUCCGAUUUUCCUUCUCAGUGAAUCUGUUUUUUAAAUUUUGUAAAUUUUUUAAUAAUUAAAAAUAUGUCCAGAAAGGCUAAAUCCGAAGCUUUUAUUAAUUCAAGUGAUGAAGAUGACAGUGAUGAUCUUGACGAAGAAUUAAAACUCCUGGCAAACAAGAAAACGCCAAAUUUAGCCCGUCUCAGUGAAUCUGAAUCCUCGUCGUCAGACAGCGAUGCGGAAUGGUCCUCUGGCAACAAAUUGAAAAGAAAGAAGAAAAAUGGCAGGCCAGAAUCUAAAAAACGAAAAGUGGAUUCAGGAUCAGUCGAAUCUGAACCGGAGGAAGGUGAAGUGUCAGACUCAGAAAGUGAAGGAAUGGAUUCUGAGGAAGAAUUUGACGAUGGCUUGGAUGACAAUUUGAUAAGAGACGAGGAGGACAAAAAGAAAUUAGAGAUGAUGACUGAGAAAGAGAGAGAGCAAGAGUUGUUCAACAGAAUCGAGAAGAGAGAGGCUCUAAAAACAAGGUUUGCCAUAGAAAAAAAAUUGAGAGAGGCGAGGAAAAAGGACAAGUCAAAAGGUAAGACGUCCUCUCAGUCGUCUGGGGCAAGUGCAAACUUGAAGUCAGCCAGCCAGACUCGGAAGAAAUUAAUAGAAGAUAAUAAAAAAUUCACAAAGACCACAAAUGCUUUGCAAGAUUUGAGGGCAAGACGUGAAGAGAAAAAGAAGCAAGCCGAACAAAUCCAACAGCAAAAAGAGCAAGAGGAACGAGAGAAAGAAUCAAAAAAGAAACUAAAGACGUCAGAUAUUUACUCAGAUGACGAGAAGGACGACGCAAAGAGUGCAGUGGAACAGGAAGAGGAAGAGAAGCGCAGAUCAUCAUCCUCCUCGUCGUCCUCAUCAUCUUCAUCUUCAUCGUCGGAGGCAGAGGAGGACGACGACGACGAGGAUGAAUCUUCGGAGAUUAAAAGGAAGAAGAUGCAGAGCGUAUCCACGAAGGAGGAGCUUAACAGCAUCAGACUAUCGAGGCACAAGAUGGAGAAAUGGUGCCACAUGCCAUUUUUUAACAAAACAGUCAUCGGCGGUUUUGUGAAAAUUGGCAUUGGAAAUCACGAGGGCCGACCUAUUUACAGAGUUGCUCAAGUCGUGGAGGUUGUUGAAACUGGUAAAGUUUACCAACUUGGAACCACUAGAACCAACAAGGGUCUCAAACUCAGACAUGGGAAAUCAGACAGAGUCUACCGUUUGGAGUUUGUCUCGAACAAUGACUACACAGAGUCCGAGUUCUCAAAAUGGAUGCAGACGAUGUCAGACGACAAAUGCCCUCUGCCCACUUUGUACGACCUCGAGUUGAAGUUGAAGGAUAUUAAGGACGCCCUCAAUUAUAAAUUCAAUGAAACUGAUGUCGACCAGAUAGUUGCAGAGAAGCAGAAGUUCAAGAAGAACCCACACAACUAUGCAAUGAAAAAGACAGAUCUUAUGAAACAACAUGAAAUAGCAAUUCAAAAUGGAGAUAGAGAGAAAGAGAAAGAUAUUAAAAGACAGUUGGAUGAGUUAGAGGAGAGAGCCAUAGAACUGGACAAAAAAAGAACCAAUAAUAUCAGUUCUAUUAGUUACAUAAAUCAGAGAAAUCGCAUGAGAAAUCUCGAAGAUGCAGUCGAAGCCAGUAAAAGAGAGGUGGCCGAGAUGAAGACCGCCAAGGCUGACCCGUUCACCAGGAGGCAGUGUAGGCCUACCCUCGUUACUAAGGCCAGAGACUUGGAGGGGGAGAAAUUGAAGAGAUUGAGGAUGCUGGAAUCAGAUGACGUGGAUGCACGGGCAGGCGCGGAUCUUACAAACGGCGCGAAAGAUCCAAAGACAGCGUCCUCUCUCUCGUCAGCCUCGUCUGCAACGAAACCUGACCAGCCUGAACAUGUUGUCGACGACUUAUUUAAAAUACACAACUUCGACGUUGUCAUUGAUAUUGGCGAACAUGAGGUCCCACUGGCGGCCGCCCCGAGGUUGGAAGACCCCCUGAGGCACGUACCGAACAACCGUCGAUCACUCAAUCUUGAUGAUUACAAGAAAAAGAGAGGUCUCAUCUGA